AUGGUGGACUUUCGAAGUUUAUUCGUUUUUCUUUUGAGUAUAACAUUCGUAGUGGGAGAUUGUCCGUGUCCGGACGAGUCUCUGUGUCGGCCAUUGCAAACCGGUUCGCGCCAUGAGAAAGUUGCAUUUAUGGUUUCGAAAGAUAAUUGGCGUGCAUACGAUUAUAAUCAAAUAACGACAUUGGUCAUAUGUACAGACAGUUUCGAUCCUCAACUUGUUUGUUUAGCACAUUCUCGACAAGUUCGUCUGGCAUGGCUAGCGAAUUACGAUGUGAAACAAUUAGGAAAUGUAACUGCUCGGAGUGAAUGGGUUCGCGCUCAAGUCAACAAAGUCAAGAGCACCUAUACAGACGGUAUUAAUUUUGAUAUGGAGGAUGAUAUUCCUGAUGGAAGUAUCAUGGCAGAUCAAUAUACACAACUUGUUCAAGAACUUACCAAUCUGAUACAUAUCGAAAUAUCUGGUUCAAUGGUUAGUGUUGAUGUUGCCUGGUCAGCACCGUGUAUUGAUGGACGUUGCUACGAUUAUCAGGGUUUAGCACGUGUUAGUGAUUUCUUAUUCGUAAUGGCCUAUGAUUUACGUUCACAAAUCUACGACUUAAAUGAUUGCAUUGCAUCGGCAAAUUCACCUAUUGCGCGUGUAGCGGCAGGUUUAACAAACUAUACACAAGUAUUUGAAAUAGCAUCAUCGAAGCUCGUUCUUGGUGUACCUUGGUAUUGCUAUGAUUACACAUGUUUAUCACUUGAUGUCAAUCAGACAUGUCAAAUUCAACACGUUCCCUUUCGUGGUUCGCCUUGUUCGGAUGCUGCUGGAACUCAACAUGAUUAUCAGUACUGUCGACAACUAUUAAGAGUAAAUGCGACAACGACUCGCAUGAUCGAUAAUCGAACGGGUGGUGUGUUUUUCGAUUAUUUCAAUCAGGGUGAUGGGAAAACUCAUCAGAUAUGGAUGGAUGAUCCUGAAACACUCGUGAUUAAAUAUGAUCUUGCCACUGAUCGACGCUUAUUAGGCAUUGGUAUGUGGCACGUUGAUGCUCUGGAUUAUUCGCCAAAUGCAACCAAAGAAGCUCGACAGGAUACAAUCGAUAUGUGGAAUGCCAUGAAAAGAUUUCAUGUGACAGAGACGGAAACAAAUUAA
Messenger RNA from Adineta ricciae, 1134 nucleotides. The record is from the annotation of a GenBank genome assembly. Lineage: Eukaryota; Metazoa; Rotifera; Eurotatoria; Adinetida; Adinetidae.